Acaulospora morrowiae is the source of this 468-nucleotide messenger RNA. NCBI's taxonomy places the organism in Eukaryota, Fungi, Glomeromycota, Glomeromycetes, Diversisporales, Acaulosporaceae. The record is from the annotation of a GenBank genome assembly.
AUGACUUAUUUAUCUGAAUCUGAUAUUAUAGAAAUUAGAGAAUCAAGGGGGAAGAUACCAAAUGUAUCAAAAAGAAUGUCAAAAAAAUUUCAUAUUGGUGCUUGUCAUGUUUAUAAAAUAUGGAAGCACAAUGAACAUUUACAACAAGAUCUUAAUUCUCUAUCACCUUCUGAUUUUGAUAACUCUUCUAUUUUAAAUGAUUUUAAAAGCAAGAAAUCUUCAGCUAUUGAGACAUCAAUUAAAAAAAUAAAACCCAAACCUGUUCAUAUUUUGAAUCAAUCUUCUAUUAAUAAAAAUUUAACUAAAAAGUUAAGUGCAAUAUCAUUAAAAGCAAAAAAAAGAACUACACCACCUGUUACAUUACAAGAGACUGAAGAUAUUUUGGAAUUACAUAAGAGAAACCAAAAAGAUAUAGAAAAAAUUAGAGCGAGUAGUUAUACUCUUGUCUCUAAAUUAUGUAUUCCUUAG